ACCCCCCCCCCACCAAACUCGGGCGCCAAACCCGGCCCUUCCCUAACCAUCCGACUUCCUCCUCUCCUUUCUAGCAUGGUGGCUGUAUGGACAGUCUGACAGAACAGAGACUGACAUCUCCCAAUCUGCCAGCCCCCCACCUGGAACACUACAGUGUUCUGCAUUGCACCAUGACCCUGGAUGUGCAAACUGUAGUCGUUUUUGCUGUGAUUGUAGUCCUCCUGCUUGUCAAUGUCAUACUCAUGUUUUUCCUGGGAACGCGCUGAAUGGAGUCCAGCCACCUGAGCUGUCGUGAACUCUCGCUUUGAUUUCAUCCCGAGAGCCACCGAGAAAAAAAAAAAAGAGAGAGAGAGA
Molecule: messenger RNA, 354 nt
Organism: Marmota monax (woodchuck)
Lineage: Eukaryota; Metazoa; Chordata; Mammalia; Rodentia; Sciuridae
Exons: 1
Coding region: 87-266 (59 amino acids)
Source: RefSeq, a predicted model, not a curated record